Effrenium voratum is the source of this 2007-nucleotide messenger RNA. NCBI's taxonomy places the organism in Eukaryota, Dinophyceae, Suessiales, Symbiodiniaceae. The record is from the annotation of a GenBank genome assembly.
UGCACUUGCCAGCACUCGAAUGAGCUGGAAUGGGCAAUGGCAAACAUGUAUGGCUGACCGUGGCUACACUGGUAGCAGUCCUGCAGGUUACGCAGCAACAGACCGUGGACGAAUGCAGUGGUCCCAUUCGGGCAGAAUACUGUGCUCCGAUAAUCGAGGUAGAGAUAGUGGAGUGCAACUACGGGGGCAAGUAUUGCUACAUUUUUGACGCCUUGGAGCCCCUUUGCAUGGAUCAUGAGGCUUACUUCGACAGCCCCACAGCUGGGGGGCAUCGGGCUGAAGGCCCUCCAGUUUGCACUACGACAACCACUGCAACUCAUACAGCAACCCACACUACGACGCGGACUGGUACAUUCUUUUCCACCACACGAGGGCAAGCAAUUGAAUGCCGAGACUUUUGCUAUGAAAACAGCCACCCCUGGAUCGUCAAGUGCGGCUGGCCGGCAUGUGCAUCAUGCGGAGAAUGUGCUUCCAUCCUGCUGCCAAGCACAGCUCCGGAGACGACGUCGGCGCCUGACCAGAGCUUCACUCCCAGGCCGGUUCGCGGCAACACAACAACAAGGCGACCCAGCACUUCAGCGGCAACAGGUCAGCAAUCAGGUGGCUCAGGCGGCGGCAGCGCUCCAGUCUUUGAGUCAGAUGGCUCUUUGGAGGAAGCCGCCAAUGGCCCGACCACGGAAGGAUUGGCUACGACAACGAUGCAGCUUGAAUCGAAAGCUUGCCUGAAGCUGUGCUAUGAUGCCAAGAAGUUCUAUAACUGGCCUAAGCUGUGCACUUGGGCCACUUGCGUGCUUUGUCCAGAAUGCUCGGGCACCAGCGUGACCAUGACGACAACGACCAUACCUUUCACGCUGACAUUGACACACACCUCGACCAAGGUCAUAGCAACUGGGCCACCCACAUCAUCAACAACCGCCACGGAAACCAGAACUAGCACGACAACCUCCACUGUGACCGACACAUCCACCAUCACAUCGACCACAACGGACAGGGCAUGUGCUCCUGCAAGCCCCAUACUCACCAGCAUCAUGGCGGACGAGGACUGCAAGGGCAACUUGAGUGCUGGCGAUGUUUGUGUCGCAGCCGUCGCCGACCAUCCGUGUCUCUACCCGGGCGAUCUUGUUCUUCAAUGUCCAAGGAACAAUAUCCUCUACAGAGAGCCUGAACUUUUGAGCGGUAUUUUCCGGACAAAGUGCAGAAUAUGCGGCUUUGGCCAUACGGACUGGGAAGACACAGACCCCACAGGGGGCCGCAUAGCUGUCAGCUUGGAAUUCGGUGCAAAUGCGAUCCUCGGGGCGGUGGACGAGUCGGACAUUUUUGGCUACGGAAUUUUCCUUGCGGACAACUGCAGCAGGCCUCUACAAAGAGAUGAAGUUGGUUAUGUGCCGAAAAUGGAUCCCUAUCCCUACGACGAUCGGUGCUGCACAAUGAAUGCUUAUCAAACAAGCAUUUCGUUUGACGUGCCGCCUGGUUAUACCAGUGUCAUACUCUCGGUGCGGGUGAACACGUCCUUCGGUUUCCUGCCGCUGGGCGAGGUAACCUCUGAGAUCAUGGACUGGAACGAGACCAGGGCUACCAUAUCUGGGGCAGCCAGGUUUACUUUUCCGGGCUAUUUGCUGGCCUUCGUUGGAAUAUUGCUGCAUGCUCAGAGGAUUGACGGUCCAAGGUCCAAGUAUUUGCGCCUUUGAUGUUCAGCAGGCUAUUUGGCGGAUUUACAGUGUGAUAGGAACAUACACAUGCGUCGAAUUGAAUGUGGUAGACAAUGAUGCCGCAACAAUUAAUCCGCAGCUUGCCAACCAAGUUGGCAAGUUGUCUCUGGUAGCGCUUUCCACAGUCUGUGGUUCCGAGAGUGCAUUGAGUUGUCGCGUUCCUGAUGGCGCACCCCGACAUGCAUCGAAGAUGCCACCGUGUAGUCGCACAGAACACGCUUCCAAGCACAAUCCCUAAUGGGAAGAGGCAGUUUAGCAAGCAUUGCAACAUUGCAAGUGUUGAUCUACUUAGAAUCAG